GCCCUGCCUGCCUGCCUGCUCGCGAUCGUUCUGGGCGGGGGGCUGGGGCUGGGGCUGGCUCUCGCUGGCUGGCUGGCCAUAUCUUGUCGAUGGAUCGAGCUGCUCGGUUCGGCAUUCGCCAUUUCCUUCGGCCCGCCCGCUGCUGCACGUACAUGCUUUUCGCUGGCUGCGGAUGCUGAUUUCAACCCGGCUCCCACCCCAGCCACCCCAUCAUCUUUCUCCUCGCGUCUCCUGCCCCUCUCCUCCUCCUCCCCUCCACGCCCCCAUCAUCAUCAUCAUCAUCCUCCUCCUCCUGCUCCUUCGCUCGCUUGCUUGCCCGCAGCGAACUGCCUGACCCACCCGCGCUGGCAGCGUCUGCUCCUGCUCCGGCUCGAGCUCUUCUACAGCUCUCAUCGCCGCAGAGGGCGUGCGUUCUUUCACACUCCGCUCCCCGUUCAUCGUUCUUUGUUCCGCCUCCUCCUCCUCCUCCUUCCUCUCGCCCCCUCCUUCUCCGCAGAUCCCCCCUCUCCUCCCCGCCUGCUCAAAGCAGAUCUUUCUGCUGAUUCCGGAACCAACUCCUCUGCGCUUCCUCUUUAGUUUCGACGCAUAUCAUAUCUUCUCCACGCUCUCUAUCCUCGCUCCUUUGAUAUCUUGCUCGCAAGCCAGUAAGCACUCAGCCAGCCAGCAAGCAAGCAAGUCAUUCGCGAGCGAGCAAGAAGGCUGCCUCGCCCGGGCGUGCCUGGCUCUGGCUCACUGCUCUACCACCCGUCGUCGCACCGUGGCAUGAUUUCCAGCUAGGAAGUGUGCGGCGCAUCAAGGACACGGAGGAAUAUGCUGUAAAGUGGGGAUUGUCUGGCUUGUAGAUUGAACCUUCCGGUGGUAGUCUCCACUUGUAUAGGGGGCUCGUGGUAUGCCUCGAGUCGUAAGGUUAUAGUGCAGAUCUGUGUACAGCUGGGUCGGGCCUGUGACCUGUUUAUGGUGCUUAACCAUCCACUUGUAUAGGAGGCCUUGGUUGUUUGAGACUCUUUCAAACACCGGCAGAAGGAGCAAAGCCUAUCACCUUGUGGUUCAUAUUGACUGUGAACCAUCUUUGGCAGGCACAGGUGACAGCCGAGGAGGCUACGAAGUAGCCAAAGCGGAAUCGUAGGAAAGCGGGGUACCCUUCAUUUUCAGGGGUUACACAGUCUAGAACGCUGGAGAUCUGUGCGAGAAACCUGGGGCGUGUGCAGCAGCUGGCUGCUUUGAAUAACUUAGAGAGCAGAGCCGAGAUGAAUGAGAGACGAAGAGUACGAACAGGUUUCCGCAAUGACAUAUGUGAGGAGGAGGUUAUUUGCCCGAAGCCUCGCCGAGUAACCAAUGUCUCAUGUCCCGCCCCCGACUUUUUGAAGCCCUCCCGCAGACGACGGAGUCAUACUACUCAAGUCCGCGCGGAUGGAGAAGCAGGAUUCGAGAUUCUUGAUAUAUUUUUGAGCAGAAGUGGUUACGGCGACUCUUCAAAUUUUGGAUGUUCGCCACCAUAUUUCUGUGGCUCCCCUCCUAGCCGCUCCGGGAACCCACUUAUUCACGACGUACAGUUUACUCAUAUUCACCAAAGAAUCCCUCCUGCACCUUCCGUGCUCUCUUCGCUCUCUUCACAGCAAAAGUCUUCUUGUGCACCUGUUUACGGAGGAAACCCAUCGGUUCGCGUUGAGGGGUUUGCUUCAUCGGCGGAAUCGCGGUGUAGUGUUCCUGCGCUUGCAUAAUGAGAAGCAAGCUGAGCAGGCUCGGUGCGAGAGUUCAACACACCUUGUUAAUCUUAGACUCGAGGCUUUACAGGAGGUUCGCGUAUGUCACUUACUGUGGUGAUGUGGGCCUAAAUUUUGGUCCUCUUUCGGUCUCCUUUAUAGAGGUUUCUGAUUCUUACAAGCAUGGAGCUCGUUUGGAUUUUUCUCCCGGACGAAAGGAAGUUCAAGUUUCACCGAGGGCAGAGGCGGGCUUUGUCUCAGCUUAUAGCGAAGCUUUUGGUACUGUGUGCCCUGCUGUUGGUGAAUCAAAUCCUGUGUACUUUCGGGAAGCAGAUCUGGACUGUACCAGCUUGCGAGUGCGUUCAGUGUACACAAGCUAUAUCAGAUUUAACCCCAAUACCCUUGCGACCACUUGCAAGUUCUUGCCCACUCCCAUUGGUGCUGCAAGCUUGCUCAUUAACAACGUUAUCUUAUGUGCUCUCCCAUUCGCUGGGUUUUGAAUUUUCUAAGAGCAGACAUGAGUCAUGAGUGUAGGUCUUCCAUUUUUUACGGCCACUAGUUGUACAGAUGUGCACUUUGUAUCUUAUUGUAAUUUCUGACAUUGAAGAGAGGUCCCUGUAUUUUACUGCCAGCCAGCAGAUUGUAAGAGCAAAUUUGUGAGAAAUCCUUUGUGCAAAUAAAGAUUUAAUCCUCCCUGUUUAUU
Marchantia polymorpha subsp. ruderalis is the source of this 2406-nucleotide messenger RNA. NCBI's taxonomy places the organism in Eukaryota, Viridiplantae, Streptophyta, Marchantiopsida, Marchantiales, Marchantiaceae. The record is from the annotation of a GenBank genome assembly.